GUUCUAUUCAAGUAAUAUCUACUGCAAUUACUUAUUUCGAUAGUGCUUUUGAUAGUGCAUGAAUCUUGAAAUUCAAAAUUGUGUAUCUUAUCUUUGAAACAUUUAUAUUAACAAUUUGUAAACAAUUUACUAUCUAAAAAAUAGAAACUAUAAUAAAGAAAUAUUUUAGAUAACAGCUUAUCGUCAAUUAUUUAAUAAAAACAUUACUUGCUUGUUAUUAUUACCUAAAAGUAACAGAAAAUGGAUAGAUGGUUGGGAAAAGUAGCCCUAGUUACAGGGGCAAGUGCUGGUGUAGGAGCCGCUAUAUCAGAGAAAUUGGUUGAAGCAGGUUUAAAGGUUGUCGGUGUUGCAAGACGCAAAAACGUUUUAGAUGAACUAGCUCAAAAGUUAUCUUCAAAGAAGGGAAAAUUUUUUCCUUAUACUGGCGAUGUCUCCAAAGAAGAAAACAUUGUAAAAGCGUUCUCUUGGACCAAAGAAAAUGUAGGACCUGUCAGUGUUCUAAUAAAUAAUGCGGCUGUUUUACUUCUAGAAGAUUUAAUUUCUAUCACAACUCAACAUUUAAAACAAGAAUUUGAUAUAAACGUAAUUUCAGUUUGUAUUGCAAAUAGAGAAGCCAUAAAGCAAAUGAGGGAGAAUAACAUCGCAGGGCAUAUUAUUAACAUCAACAGUGUUGCAGGUCACAAGGUGAUUACUGUUCCAAAACUUAAUGUAUAUUCCGCAACCAAACAUGCUGUUAGUGCACUUACUGAAACUCUACGAUUGGAGCAAUCAAAUCAAAAAACCAACAUAAAAGUAACGAGUAUUAGCCCAGGGGCAAUUGUAACGGAGAUGAUGAUGAAUGUUUCAAAAGAGAUGGGUAUGCCAAUUGAGAAACCUAAGGAGAUUGAAAAAGUAGCUGCACUGAGUGCGAAAGAUGUAGCCGAUUCAGUCUAUUACGUGCUAUCUACACCCCCUCACGUCAACAUUACGGAAUUGACGAUUCAAGUAGUAGGGGAGACAGCAUAAUUCGAAUUUUUUGCAGAUGAUACGAAGAUAAUAAGUUUACUUUUUUAACUCACUCUUGCAUUUUCACAAAUAAAUAGUUUAAGUUUA
Molecule: messenger RNA, 1092 nt
Organism: Diabrotica virgifera virgifera (western corn rootworm)
Lineage: Eukaryota; Metazoa; Arthropoda; Insecta; Coleoptera; Chrysomelidae
Product: farnesol dehydrogenase
Exons: 4
Coding region: 241-1005 (254 amino acids)
Molecular function (GO): oxidoreductase activity
Source: RefSeq, a predicted model, not a curated record